AUGCCAUCACAUCAGCCGCCUUCGCGCCCUUCCUUGGAUGUUACCCAGGUAACAGCGCUGCCAGCAGUCUAUGUCGGAACGCAUCCGAUUGACAGAUACAAGUGGGUGAGAGAUGUUGCUGAUGGCUGGAUCGGAAUGUUCUUCCGCCGACUCGAGAGCCCGUCGAGGCCCCAGUUUGUUACGGUCCAGGAAGCGCCGGACCUCACCAUCACGCAGUUCGAAGCCUUGGCGAAGCCGCUCCAUCCGAACAUGGUGCAGCUUUUUGGCCUUUUCUUAAGUGAUAGAAUGUACAGAACAUACGAGCUUGUAGGCUUGAACGUCUUCGAACUUGACCUCACAUGCGAGCGGGAGAUUGCUGCCGUCCUGUCUCAGCUUCUUUCUAGCGUCGAAUACCUUCAAUCGCUAUCUGAGCGACUCGGGAUUCGGAGCAUCCGCGUUUCCACCUCGGGCGUUAUCAAAAUCGUACCCGACUUCGCGACGAUCUCGAUGCCUGGUGUUGUCUUGGGGAAGGCCUUAGUGUUGUCCCACGAGACAGUGGCAGCCUUUUUGCAACAAGUCGUCGUUCGGCUUGGCACAGGCAUAACUCAAUGGUCGAACGAAGCACUCGAGUUCCUUGAAAUCUUGAAGGCGGGUCUUCAGCCGAGCAGCACAAUCAGAGGGGCCGAAUGCCUUGAGACGAGCCGUCCGGCUUUCCUACAAAUGUGGGACAUCGGGAAGCAAGUCCCACGAAACCGUGGCUGCAAGUAG
Messenger RNA from Colletotrichum orchidophilum, 747 nucleotides. RefSeq lists its product as uncharacterized. The record is from RefSeq and is a predicted model, not a curated record. The transcript is spliced from 4 exons. The coding region runs from base 1 to 747 and encodes 248 amino acids. NCBI's taxonomy places the organism in Eukaryota, Fungi, Ascomycota, Sordariomycetes, Glomerellales, Glomerellaceae.